Messenger RNA from Neltuma alba, 2408 nucleotides. Its product is annotated as trihelix transcription factor GT-2. The transcript is spliced from 2 exons. The record is from RefSeq and is a predicted model, not a curated record. NCBI's taxonomy places the organism in Eukaryota, Viridiplantae, Streptophyta, Magnoliopsida, Fabales, Fabaceae. The coding region runs from base 43 to 1527 and encodes 494 amino acids.
UUUUACUACAGCACUCGUCGCGGCUGUAAUCUAGUUAAACGGAUGUUAGAGAACUCGACUUCGAGUUUACCCGAAAACUCCAUUCAACAGCGGAGGCACGCAGAGGAGGAUGGUGGUAAGCCUGUCUCUGAUGGACACCAAGACGAAGACGUUGACCGGAAUGUCACCGGUGGCCGGUGGCCUCCAGAAGAGACUAAAGCUUUGCUCCAGAUAAGGUCUGACAUGGACGCUGAUUUCAGGGAUACCUUACCCAAAGUUCAUCUUUGGCAACAAGUUUCCAGGAGAUUACGGGGGCUAGGAUAUAAUAGGAGUGCUAAGAAGUGCCAGGAGAAGUUUGAAAACGUGUACAAGUACUACAGAAGGACCAAGGAAGGUCGUUAUGGCCGACCCAACGGCAAGACUUACCGAUUCUUUGAGCUUUUAGAGCCUCUUAUGAACUCUCCUUACCCUGAAAAGGAUGAAGAACAAGCGAGAAAUACAGCAACAACCACAACCCCAAUGGAUUUGUCCGAUGUUAUUCAUGGUGCUAUUCAACAUCCUUACCCCGAAAAGAAUGAAGAACAGGCGGAAAACAUAGCCACAACUACAACCCCAAUGGAUUUGUCCAAUGUUAUUCAAGAUUCAUUCCCAUUUUCCAUUCGGUUCUCUAGUGCCCCCUCUAGUUCAACUACUCCCUCUUCGAGCGAAGAAUCAGAGGAAGACAUUCGAAAGAAGAAAAGGAAACUGACGAAGUGUUUUGAGGGGUUGAUGAACAAAGUACUAGAGAGGCAAGUGGAGCUACAGAAGAACUUUAUGGAGGUUUUAGUCAAAUGCGAACAAGAGAGAAUGGCAAGAGAGGAAGCAUGGAAGAUGCAGGAAUUAGCUAGGAUUAAGAGGGAACGAGAGCUUUUAGCUCAGGAAAGAUCAAUUGCUGCGGCAAAAGAUGCAGCAGUGCUUGCCCUUCUGAGUAAGUUCACAGGACAAACGGGGACCAUAGAAUUACCUGAGAAUCUACUUCCUAACGAUUUAGAUAAGGACGAGCAAGAAAAUGAUAAUGCAGGCAGUAGUGUUCUUGAAAAGCAAGAAUGUAGAAAUGGUGGGAAUUUCACACUGACGAGUCCAUCUUCCUCUAGAUGGCCCAAAGAUGAAGUGGAAGCUUUCAUUAGAUUGAGGACAAACUUGGAUGUGGAGAAUGAAGGAAAUGGGCUUAAAGGGUCUAAUCCUAUAUGGGAGGAGAUAUCUUGUGCAAUGAAGAAACUUGGGUACGAUCGGAGUGCCAGGAGAUGCAAGGAGAAAUGGGAGAAUAUGAACAAAUACUUCAAGAGGAUGAAGAAGAAAAACCAGAAAAAGCCUCAGAGUUCUAAAACAUGUCCUUAUUUUCAUCAGUUGGAUGCUCUGUAUAAUAGUGAAAGGCCUAAUGAGAAGUUGGAGGAUUCAGCCAGUUCUCAUAAGGAUCAACUGAAGCCUGAGAAGCCACUAAUGCAUCUUAUGGAGGGUCAGUCCCAGUCAUCAUCAGAGGAUGCUGACAGCGAUGGAGGAUCAGAAUAAUGAAAUGGUGAUACCCAAUAAUCAUGAAGUGGCCAUCAUGGGUUGAAGAGCAAGAAGAGACCCUAUUUUUGUGAACUUGUUCUAAAUCUGAUUCCACCCAUCUCAUGGCAGUGUUUUUGUUUGGUACGUCAAUGAAUAUCUUCAUCAGAUUUUAUUCGCUAUGCGCUCUCUGCUCUCAGCUCAUCAUUUCAUCAUCAAACCCGCCCCAAAAAAAAAGUACUACUGCUUCAAAAUUUUAGUGAAGAAUUAAUCAUAGUUUAGAUUUUUAUUUAACAAAAAAUUGUAAGUAGAAGGAGUGUUUAUCUAUAGCUUAAGUUAUUUAAAUUUUGGAGCACGCGUGCCGAUCUAGAAAGAGUUGUGUGGGGGUGAAAUAAAGUCACAGGGUGUGUUGAUUAAUGUAGUACUAUUUAAAUCCUUGAAUAUUGCAACCCCAUGAUAUGUGUGUUGAUGGGAACAGGUUAAAGGUGGUGGUUGUAAUAUUGAAGUGUCAAUUUGAUGAUUUGAAACUUGGAAGGUGCACUCACAUUAUUUUAUUUAUUGGCAUCUGGAACUUCAUCAAUUUAAGCCAGAUGAAUUCAUGUGCGAAUCUUCUGUUAUUAUUAAAUUUGUGGAAUCUCUGAGAUGGGCCACCCACCGUCGUUGAUCGUUGCGCCAAUUAGUCGGAUGCUUAAAAGUUAAAAUCAUGGCAGCAGAUGAAGGCGCGAUAAGCUUCAUUCUCUUUGUCCAAAAUUGGAUCAAAAGGGUUAAACUUUUUAUACUCUUUCUUUUCUUUUCAAGAGAUUGGAGAUUUUCGGUGUCCUCUUUGUUUAUACACCUAAAAGUCUAUUUUCCAUAUUGUUUGUGCAUGUAACAAUGUAAUUGUAAGCCGUCUUGUUUAUUAA